Molecule: messenger RNA, 189 nt
Organism: Arabis nemorensis
Lineage: Eukaryota; Viridiplantae; Streptophyta; Magnoliopsida; Brassicales; Brassicaceae
Source: the annotation of a GenBank genome assembly
AUGAAGCGGGUGUUUGUGACAGCCGUUUCCGUCGUUGUUUUGGUUGCGAUUAUCCUCGCCGCCGUCUUCAGUGCCGUUGGUAUUAGCCAGAAAAACAGUUCGAAACCAAGUACGACUCCUAAGUUGACUCCAGCUGCUUCACCGAAAAGUGUUUGCAGCGUCACUAGGUACCCGACUUCUUGUUUCUAA